Mesocestoides corti is the source of this 4599-nucleotide messenger RNA. NCBI's taxonomy places the organism in Eukaryota, Metazoa, Platyhelminthes, Cestoda, Cyclophyllidea, Mesocestoididae. The record is from the annotation of a GenBank genome assembly.
AUGUGUGUCGGGGUAUUCCUUCACUCGGCUGAAACGAUAUCAAUAUCUGACCUUAACAUCAUUAAAGAACUGAUCUCACGCCUCCCCGAAAAUUCUACGGAAAAAGUUGCCUACCAAGGCAGAGAUGCGAACGUUUGUCGUCAGACACGGGCCACUUCGACGACUGUGCUCCUACCGAAACAGCUGCAUCACUCUUGCCUCCAUUUUGUAGGCCGAAUAGAGGAACUCCUGUGUGAAGUGGAAGAUGUUUCUGCCGCGGAAAGACUUCAACAUCUUUGUCUCAGCGGAGAAACAAAGAAGCUGGUGGUGGCUGUAAAACAAUGCCUCCGUUCCCAUUUUUCGGCCUUGCGCAAAGGAAAGUCGUCCCUAUCCCAUUUCGGUGUGCACGAUGAUGGUCUCCCUCGUGUCUGCGAGAUGCUCCGCCUGCCUCUGGCCAAUCUGGGCAAGAAAUUGUCGAGCAUUCACCACGACUCCCGGACUUGCAGUGCGGUGCUGUUCGCCCUCAGCUGUUGGCGUAUUGCCACAAGCACGCUGGCUCUCAUCCUCGAGAGUUCGGUGGACUACGACCGACUUGCCGCCUUUCGAACCCUCCCCGACGAGGAGUGCACCAAUGUUGCCAAGGCUUGGCGUGUUGUGGACACCGCCUACGAUCUUUUACAAAAGUGUUGGGAGGUUAUUGAUCUUGAAAUGUCUGUGACGAAACACGGAGUUCUCAGUGAGAAACACACUCUUGAGUCACUUUGUUCUUGGGGCAUUUUCACAUUUAAACCGUCUGAAGAGGUGUCCUGCGGUCUGUCGUUUGGCCAGGUGUGCAGAACGCUGCGCCUUGUCGUCGAUUCGUUGGCCUGGAGGCUGCAGGCGACGGGCGUUCUCGGCCUUCCAACUCCCGAAAUAUCGCUGGAAUUCAGUGCAUUCGUCCACGAAGCCUUGGACAGAUUUAAUCAAUACUCACGGCACUCCCUGUCUAUUCCAGAAUUGAAUCUCGCUUCCCUAUUCACCUCUUGCACCCGAAACUGGCUGUUCAUCGCGCACUUUGUGACCUUGACAAUCCAGACAUCGACCCGAGGUAAGCACGGUAGUUCGGAACUCCUUUUUUUGACAAAUCCAAGUGUGCUCAAUUUGCGCAGUUUUAAGAAACCUAGCACGGCAAGUGCUCUUCUCUCGUGUUUGGAAUCCCAGAAUUCCUCCCACGUUCUCGCCUGUGCACGCGGUCACGGCUACGCCUCUCCCAGCCUCCAAGUGCUGCACCUCAUCCACGACCUUCUCCCUCUUAUUUCCAACUCAGGCUCAUCAGGCCCCCUCCCCUGCACCUCUCCUACCACCUCGUUGGGGCUGCGAUUCAUUCGAAACGUCACAGUUGCCGUCGCGCGCGUGUUGCAACAGCUCUCCAACGGCUAUCAACGUUUUCUCGACGCGACAGGGAAAGCGGAAGUUGGCGACGCCGUGUAUCCCGUUCUCCAAGGUUCUCCAUCCUCCGUGGUGUCAGCACCACCGGAGCCAGUGACCCAGCCAGUGUCGACGGAGGAGGAACGCGAGGACGGGGGGCAGAGUGAGACCACCGAGCGUUGUGCUCGGGAGGCGUCAAUGGAAGCGGCCAGCGGACGUCCCGCCUGGCCCACCGGUGGCUGUGCCAGGAUGGGCGAGGUGCUGGCACAAGCCGUGCACUGCCUCUGUGGUCUGCCCAUGCGCUCCACAUCUGGGGACAGUAGUGGCCUCAACAGCUCCUCCACACUCUCCUCACCCCUGAGUUCUUCGCGAUUCAAGCAACUAGUACCACCACCUCGGCCAUCGCAAACGCAAGGUCGCAGCGAGGAGGAGGAGGAGGUUGAAGCCCCGGCAUUUGCCGCUCUGAGUGCAACGAGCACCGAGAUGCCAGCCUCCUGUGUGCUGCCGUCGUCUCCGCUCUGGCUGACCGAUAGCUCGCUUUUCUACCACACCGUGGACGAGCACAGAGCAACCCCGGGCGGCGGUGGCGGUGGCGGCGGACCAUCGACGAACGCGGGUGUGUGGUGGUCCGGUAGUAGUGGUCGUGCGCCAUCUGAGCUCGAUUGGCAAAUCAUCGAAGUAGCCUUUGUUUUCUACCGCCCGACACAACUGCCAGAAUACGACAGCAUGAAAUCCCUUUCCAUCUCUUCGGAGGUAUUUCUUUUUGUGAUCGAAAAAUUCCACGAUUUUUUUUUAAUUUUCGACCUGGAACGAGGUGCCAUGUAUCCAAGUUCCGUAGUGGUUCUCACAAAAACGGCUUUUAUGACGACUGCUGUGAACACUGCUUUGGGCGCCCUUCUCGCAAACUGGCUAUCGGAGGCGGUGAAAUUGUUGCCAAGGGCCUACGAAGAAUUCAUGAUCCCGGAAGAGCGGAUUGACAUGUGCAUGACGGCGCGCGCCCCCAUCCCCAAGCAAGUCCACUACCUCAGACUUGCGGCGCGGUACUACAAGCAGGACCUGCGAGUCGCGCCUCACCACGCCGACAGCUGGGCGGCCCUGGCGCUUAUCUACAGCAGUCAGUUGGAGCAAAUUCUCAAUGUGAUCGACCCCAAGACGGAGCGUGUCACGGCGCGGUCGGUGACAGCCUGCCUGCGCUGCUUCGAGUUGGCCCUCGAACUUCAACCGCGCUUCAUCACCCUCCUCACGGAGCGCGGCUGCCUCGCCUACCAGUUGCACUCCUACGCCGCCAGAAUCAUCAAAAAGGCAAGCCGCUCGGCAAGUCGGUCGUUCCAGGAGACGCAUCUGCACCUCUGCCAGCAGUGGCACAAGAAGAUGCUGAGUCUGGCCUACCGCUCCUACUUGCGGGCACUGCGUUUGGAGCGCAAGGAAGCCGACGCCGCCACGUCGCCAACGGCACAGCACGAGUGUCCCGCCGAGGCGCCUUCGUCCUCCGACGCCGAAGACAACUCCUCCGCGUCGGCGUCGUCCCAGCGGCCGCCUGUGCUGGACGAGGAGUGGCUCUACCACUACAUGCUCACCAAGUGCGAGGAGAAAGCCGGCCCGGGCGGAUUAAACCGCGCGCUUCGAUCCAAGGAGCUCAGGGCACAGGGUGAAACCUACCUUGAAUGGGUGCUGCGCGUGAUCGGCAACUACCAGAAGACCGCGGAUGUGCUUCGCGCCGCGGGCGCCAAGUACCCGAAGAAGAUUGUCGUCUACAACAAGCUGCCCUAUCUGGCUGUCGAGGCAAUUGAGGUGUUUUACCGAACGCACGCCUUCACGCUGAAGGUCCUCCUGAAGGAGGGCGAGCCGCGACCCUCCUCGCCCUGUCGGCUGCCCCUGCAGCAGAUUUCUGAGGCUCUCGCAAGCCUCAGUCAGUCGGCGUUUGUCGUGGAGCCCACCAGAGUCGCAACGAAGAUUCGUUGUCGGAAGCGGCCUUCUUUGAUGCCUGACUCCAACGUAAAGGCAUCCAAACCGGACGCUGUUUGUGGAGCCGACGGCCCUGUUGACGCAUCCAUCGAAGUCGCUCCACCUCCACCGAUUCCGUCAUCUCCGAUGCCGCGCGAUUCUGAAGUCGCCCUCGAUUUCGCUCCCAGCACCCCCGCGCCUGCUGCGUCCACUACGCCGCUCUCCGAUGCCGAUCUCUGGCGGAGCUGUGUGGAAUACUGUCGGGAGGCGUUGGAACUGGUUCUGCGUCGCCUGCCUCUUCACUACAAGUCAAUGUACCGUCUGGCACACCUCUACCUGACUCUCCCUUCGAUGCUGGACCUGGACAAGGCGAUGGCCAUCCUGAUGGGGCCUUUCGAUCACGUGACCAAGGUGGACUACGGCGGGCUGUUCAAAGAUCGUCGCCAGAGCAAUUUCUUCCACGCAACAGCCGAGUUGCCUUUCGUUGGGCCUAACAACGUCGUCUUCCUUUUUUCCCCUCAGGGCGUGUGGCGGAUUCCGACGGCGGAUAUCGAUCGCAGCGGGAACUUCGCCGCUCACAUGUACCGUUCCACGCUGAUGGUGCUGGAAGUGCUCAGCAGACGCGGUGAUUGGAUGCGAAUGCUGCAAGUGUUCCAUCAACUUCGCAAACAGCCACCCGAUGACAAGUAUAUUUCCUUAUUAUGUUAUUCGGCUUUGUCGUUGCAAUGUCGACUGCCCAUCUGCAAACACCAGAGACCCCUUGCGUUGUGUUCCGCCUGUGCCCUUGAAGGUGGACACGAAAGCGGGACAUACGUUAAACCGAAGUCUAAACAAAAUUUACUGCCGCCAUUAAUGCUUUGUACCAAAAUCCCCUCUGUUGUGCCGCCAAACGUGUGUAUUGCGGGAGCCCGUUUGGUGCGGGGCUUUCUCAGCGAGGGCGACCGUGUGUUCCUGGCGCGCCGAGCCUUCAGCCUGAUCCACCCCACCCUGCGUCUGUGGCUGGCCAGGCAGAAGGCUCAGCAGGCGAGCGAAACCAGCGCCGUAACUCUAGACAUCCUGCAGCAAAUCUACCGCCUGUACUCGUUCGCGCAGUCGCGCUCGGCUGCGAGCGCCUCGUCGGGCAAGGAGAUGGACGAGGGUGGCACCUCGGAUGCCUCGUGCUUUGCUGAACUGCUGGCCCAAGCCUACGAGCUCUGCCCGCCCGCAUGGGUGAGUUCUGGCCGCCCAAGUAUUGUUCCCCCGGGGGUUGACAGCUGCACUGUUCGAUGA